Messenger RNA from Chanos chanos (milkfish), 2617 nucleotides. RefSeq names its product interferon regulatory factor 6 (gene irf6). The coding region runs from base 220 to 1719 and encodes 499 amino acids. Gene Ontology annotation, molecular function: protein binding; RNA polymerase II cis-regulatory region sequence-specific DNA binding; DNA-binding transcription factor activity, RNA polymerase II-specific. Gene Ontology annotation, cellular component: nucleus. The transcript is spliced from 8 exons. Lineage: Eukaryota; Metazoa; Chordata; Actinopteri; Gonorynchiformes; Chanidae. Gene Ontology annotation, biological process: immune system process; regulation of transcription by RNA polymerase II. The record is from RefSeq and is a predicted model, not a curated record.
UUCGGGAAGGCGAAAAGUGAGACCCUUACUUGAACGAGCAUACUUUGUCGAUUUUGUUGUGAUGAGGUCGAGGCCCAUGCAAUAAUUCUCGUUUUUAUUUUCAGACUUAGAACAAAAAAAGGCAUAUUCAUUAAGAAAACUGUUCUUUAGGCGUGUUUUCAGCAGUUUUCCGGUUAAAAGGAAUAGUGCUUCCUGGUCAGCUGGGAGCGCAGUGAGACGAUGUCAGUGCAACCACGGCGUGUGCGACUCAAGCCCUGGCUGAUAGCACAGGUGGACAGUGGCCUCUUUCCAGGCCUUGUGUGGCUUGACCGAGAGGCUAAGCGCUUCCAGAUCCCUUGGAAACAUGCCACGCGCCACACUCCCCAACAUGAGGAAGAGAACACCCUCUUCAAGGCCUGGGCCGUGGAGACUGGGAAGUUUCAGGAAGGUGUCGACGAGCCUGAUCCAGCCAAAUGGAAAGCUCAGCUCCGCUGUGCCCUCAACAAGAGCCGUGAAUUUAAACUCAUCUAUGAUGGUACCAAGGAAGUUCCCAUGAACCCUCUCAAGAUCUAUGAUGUCUGUGACAUUCCCCAGCCUUUCAGCAACCCAGGGUCCACAGGGUCUGUCCCUGAUACAGAUGGAGAUGAGGAUGAUGUGCCUGAGACCCCAGAGCCUCCUCCUCCAUAUCCACCACACGGCCCAAACUCUUCUCCACUUGCUCCUGUGUGGUCUCCUGCUGGCUCAGUCUCACCCAUGCAGCCUCCUAGCUGCCCGCCACCCACUGAAACCUGGCCCAAAAAGGAGCCUCUGGAAGUGGAAAUGCAGCCUGCACCAAUGGAAGUGCAAGCCCCACCUAUGCCGAUGCCUACUCCACCUAUGCCGAUGCCUACUCCACCUAUGCCAAUGCAAAGUGCACCUCUGGAGAUUCAGACACCAACGCUACCACUGUCUGAUGCCAUGUUUGCCACCCCAGAGACAUGGAUCAGCUCCCUCCCCAUGACAGACCUGGAGGUUCAGUUCUAUUACCGGGGCAAAGAGAUGUGCCCGCCUAUGACCGUGAGCAACCCACAGGGCUGUCGUCUGUUCUAUGGGGACCUGGGCCCAAUGGUGAACCAGGAGGAGCUUUUUGGGCCAGUAAGCCUGGAACAGCUUCGAUUCCCCACCACAGAGCACAUCACCAACGACAAGCAACGCAUCUUCACCAACCGUCUGCUGGACGUCAUGGACCGCGGCUUAAUCCUGGAGGUGAGCGGUCAUGAUAUUUACGCCAUACGCCUCUGUCAGUGCAAGGUCUAUUGGUCUGGCCCCUGUGCCCCGAACCCCAACACACCCAACCUCAUCGAGCGCCAGAGAAAAGUCAAGCUCUUCUGUCUGGAGUCCUUUCUCAGUGGUGUGAUUGCACAUCAGAGAGGUCAACCUACCAGCCCUCCUGACUUUGAUAUCCAUUUGUGCUUUGGAGAGGAGUGGCCUGAUGGCAGGCCCAGAGAGAGAAAACUCAUCAUGGUGCAGGUCAUCCCCGUAGUGGCUCGCAUGAUUAGCGAAAUGUUCUCCGGCGACUGCACGCGCUCCUUCGACAGCAGCAGCGUGCGCCUGCAGAUCUCCAUCCCGGAUAUAAAGGACAACAUUGUCACCCACUUAAAGCAGCUCUACCACCUCCUGCAGACCCACCAGGGUCAGGAGAACUGGCCCCUGCCUCCAGGGGCUGACAUGCACUUACCCCAGGCCCUGCAAGCACAGUGAACACGACGGGGCUGUUCUCUGCUGACGCUGGAAGAAGUCCAUCCAUUACUGUGCCUUGAGGGGAACUAUAGUCAGCAAAGUCUGAACAGCUAUUAUGCAGCUUGUGAUCUACUUGUUCUUGCUGUGGGAUAGAUUCAGGGCAAUAUAUCUGUCUUUUGUAGACACAGUUUUCCUCAUGUACUUAAUUAAAGCUAAAUACAUAUGUAUUACAAGUCCUGGUACAUCUCUAGCUUUCUAAGGCCUUUCACUCAGAAAUGGUGCAGGUUUAGAUAUUGGGCAGUUUGAAAAAUACCAAAGAGACACAAGCAGCACAAGGGGUCAAAGUCCUGGUUUCAGGGUAAGUUUUUAGGCAGUCAAUAAUUUACAGCUGUCACUGUCUGGGCAGUGUAACAUGACUUUAGCAGAAUGUUCAAUAUGCAACAGGCCGGUAGCCACUAGAUGUUCGGAUUUCAACACUUUUAUUUAACACCAUUAUUUUGUGUGAACCUAAUCAGGCUUUUUCUAUGAGGGUUCUCUCUUGCUUGUGAAAAAUAUGUAUCUUUUUAUAUUCAGUGUGUUUAGUGUGUAUGUGUUUAUCCCAUGUACUCUGUAGGUGUUUGUUCGUAUUCCUGUUGCAGGUGAAUUAUGAAACCACCGCUAUAGAUCUUGCUUACUAAUAGAUCCUAUUUGUACAUCCUGCCAAUGUGUAAUUUUAAUCACAAUCACCGUAGAUACUGGUUUUGUGUUUUUGAUUUUUGUAAUAGAAAAUACACAUUUUACUCCAAUAACCCUCUAUCAUCAUUGCCAUUUGACAUGGAGUACUGUUACUCCAUUGUCAAUAGAAAGCUAUUUACUGCACUUUUGAGAGCCUCAACUUGUUAUUUCUUCCUUUUCCUUCCAUGUAAAAACUCUGCUUUUA